This is a messenger RNA of Dichomitus squalens LYAD-421 SS1, 2225 nucleotides long. RefSeq names its product kinase-like protein. The transcript has 9 exons. Lineage: Eukaryota; Fungi; Basidiomycota; Agaricomycetes; Polyporales; Polyporaceae. The record is from RefSeq and is a predicted model, not a curated record. Bases 23 to 2179 code for a protein of 718 amino acids. Gene Ontology annotation, biological process: protein phosphorylation. Gene Ontology annotation, molecular function: ATP binding; protein kinase activity.
GGACGAUGACGUAGAGGAAGUGAUGGUUGUAUCAAAGAAGGACAGGAAAAGAAGGUCGCUGAGUGUCGUUGUUGAAUCGUCAGGCGACCGUCCCCGCCGAAGUCCCUACAAGGUCAACCUGAAAAACGACCCAGGGUGCAUCGAUGCGAACCACUUCGAAUACAUCCAGAACCUCACCAAAGACGAUGGGGAGGAAUCUAUUCUCGCACGCAAGUUCGACAACGGGGAAGUCUACACCGUGAAACUCGUUAUGAAGUCUGGACAUGGCGCUGCUCGUCUUGCAGUCCGCAUUCGCAACGAGCAAAAAGCACUCAAGUUAUUAACGAAGCUCGAAAUUCCGUUCGUAAUCAGGUUGUGGUGGAGCUUCGAAGAUGAGAAGGCGAUGUAUCUAGUCACGGAUCGAACGGAUGGCAGAGAAUUGCGAACGGUCAUAGAACGCGAAGGGCCUUUGAGAGGCCAUAGUGCAAUCUUGUGUGCCGCUGAGCUAACCGCCGGUAUCCUGGGGCUCCAAGAACGAGGCCUCGUUCACACCAACCUGAAGCCGGAAAGUGUUCUGAUUGAUGAAGACGGGCAUGUCGUGAUCUCGGACUUCGGGAGCGGGAGAUUCCUCCGCGGCGACACUGCCACCUAUCGCGCCGAGACACGAUUACGGGCUCUCGAAGACGAAAUGUUCCAUGCGCCUGAACUAGUUCUGGGUUGGGACCAUGACUAUGGCGUUGACUGGUGGAGUUUCGGGCUCCUCUUGUUCUGGAUUCUCACUCGAUCGCACCCUUUCGUUAUUGAAGCGGACAAUAUGCACUCGGCCAUCUUGCACAGCAAAAUCCUCCACUCCAAGCUGAUGGAAGAUUACCCAGCUAUGGACGAUGGUGCAUAUCGCCUAGUUGCUAGGUGUCUUCAAAGGAACCCAGCACUGCGGAUUGACGGUGUGGGUGUGAAGAUGCAUGAGUACUUCCAUGACAUCGAUUGGACCAGCCUGACUACAAAGCGAUUGCCAGCACCGUUCUCUUCCCUUGCAAAGGACACGUUCACGUUUGUUGCAAUGGAUCCGGAAAGGUCCUCUUUAGGACAGCCUACUGCAAACCGUAUUUCCCAAGACUCUGGACAAUUCUCCUUCAGCUGGCAGCGUACUCUUCCUUCCAGCAGCUCGCUCCAAUCCACUUGGUCUCGGUCGGCUAGGCGGCGACGACAGAGCUUGCGUAUUGGCGAUGUGACUGUGAUACCGGCUCCGCCCAGUGCACCUGCGGACCCUCUUCCUGACGUUCCUAAAAACACAACGGACAACACUCCUCGGACGGCACCGCCCCCGCUACCUGUGGAAGACGCUCCCGAUGCUGAUGUUUCUAUCUUACCCAACCUUGACGAUACUCCGUACAUGGGUUCACCGACGCCUCUGGAAUCCCGUGUAGGCAGACUGCGCAAAUAUGCGAGCUUAAACUUCGACGACCUGGACAGCCUUGCAUCCACGGACUCGUCUAUUCCUGCAGCUGAGUCGUCUAGGCAGCUUGGACGUUCUGAGUCGACCACCCCGCUUCGCAAGACGAAAUCUAUUCUAGGCAUAUCUCUCGAGUCCUUCCGGGAUGUGGACGACAGCGCUAGCUCUGGAUCUGGCCGUUGGACGAAGAAACUACGCAAGAGAUCUCAGGCCGGUACUCCGAUCCCAAAGGCACAAACGCCCGUUAUUCCGCCAACUCCUGCUAUACCACCUGCGGAGCUCCCGAGGGGCAUCGAGAAGAUCGGAAGUGGCAUCGGGUACAAUCACCGCGGACGUCGGCCUGCUCUAAACCUGGCUAGCCUCACGCCUCGGACCUGCCAUGCAAUCUUCUCUGGUCGUCGUUCUAGGAGCAAGCCGAAGCACGGCGAGUUCGGCUCGGAGAAGGACGGUGAGCGUAAGGGAGGACCAGCCGCAGGUCUAACGCCGUCAGCCCGAGGCGUUCACGAAUUAGAACGAGAGCAAGGACAAGACGAGGACCUCGAGGAGGACCUGAUGGACGAGGUUAUGCGAGAGGUAUACGGAGACGAGUGGAAUGCAGGGGCGUCCCCGGAUCCGGAUACGAGUGGUGCAGGGAUGCCUUGGGGCGAUGUACUGGCGCCGAACACGUUUGCGGGGGACGCGUCUUUCGCUGGGGCGGACUCUACAUUGAGGCUGGUUACUUCGCCCUCGACGCCGAUGUUGCGCUGAGGCACGGGUUUGGCUGUGGUCGUAUUGCACUUCUCUUCUUCACCAG